AUGUCGUUUAAUUAUAUCGUUACAGCUCAUAAACCGACAUCUGUUACAGCUUGCUCUUUGGGUAAUUUCACUUCAAAUAAUGAUUUGAACCUAAUUGUGGCAAAGAAUUCAAGACUUGAAAUUUUUUUAGUAACCCCUGAGGGCCUAAAGCCACUGAAAGAAAUUGGCAUAUAUGGAAGGAUAGCACUGUUGAAGUUAUUCAGACCUCAGAAUUCCCAGAGAGACCUCUUGUUUAUUCUCACCGCUCGGUACCAGGUUAUGAUAUUAGAAUGUGAGAAGAAUGAUUCAAAUUAUGAAAUCGUCACCAAGGCUUUUGGGAAUGUUCAAGAUCGAGUUGGUCGGGCUUCUGACCUGGGAAUCAUCGGAGCCAUCGACCCUUCUUGCAGGUACAUAGGACUGAGACUCUACGAUGGACUUUUCAAAGUUAUUCCCCUGGAGUAUGAUAUCAAAGAACUCAAGGCAUUCAACAUCAGGAUGGAGGAGCUGCACGUCGUUGAUUUCCAGUUUCUCUCUGGUUACAACGAGCCAACCAUGGCCAUGCUCUACCAGGAUGGACACGGUCGACACGUGAAGACCUACGAGAUUUCUGUUCGCGACAAAGAAUUUCUAAGAGGACCAUGGAAGCAAGAUAACGUUGAGACUGAAGCAAGUCUUCUCAUAUCCGUUCCAGAUCCGUACGGAGGGUUGUUGAUAGUCGGACAGGAGUCAGUUACGUACCACAAAGGGGAGAGUUACGUCGCCGUGUCGCCGCCACUCAUCAGACAAAGCAUGAUAACUUGUUACGGCAAAGUUGGGAUGGACGGCUUGAGGUAUUUGUUAGGCGAUAUGGAUGGUCGCAUUUUUAUGCUCCUGUUAGAAGUGGAGGCCUCAUCCAGCAGCAUCAGAGACAUCAAAGUGGAACUUCUUGGAGAGGCCUCCGUGCCAGAAUGCUUAACUUACUUGGAUAAUGGAGUUGUUUUCGUGGGAUCAAGACUUGGAGAUUCGCAGUUGAUAAAACUGAAUGCGUGUCGAAAUGAGCAUGGCCAUUACAUCCAAGUGUUGGAAUCCUUCACGAACCUGGGACCCAUCAUAGACAUGUGCGUUGUUGACCUCGAAAAACAGAACCAAGGACAGAUGGUCACCUGUUCGGGCGUGAACAAGGAAGGGUCACUGAGAGUCAUCAGGAAUGGCAUUGGACUGCACGAACUGGCGAGCAUCGAUCUGUCUGGCAUCAAAGGAAUAUUUGCUCUGAGAACUGGCACGUCGAAACAUUUGCACAAUGUGCUUGUUGUGUCAUUUGUUGCUCAAACAAGAGUUUUAAUGUUAAAUGGAGAAGAGUUGGAAGAAACUGAGUUAGACUGCAUAGAUCCAGAUCACCAAACAUUCGCAUGCUCCAAUGUUGCUUACGACCAAGUCAUUCAACAAACAUCCAAUUCCCUGAGACUCGGUCUGUGUGAAACGUCUGAACUGCUGAUGGAGUGGAAGCCUCCGAACGGGCUGCCCAUCAGUGUGGUUGGUCUGUCUUCCCAUCAGGUACUCUGUGCUACGGGCAGGGAUCUCUUUUACUUGGAAAUAUUGCCUAAGGAGAUGAAAGUUGUUGGGCAAUGCACCUUGGAGUAUGAGGUGGCUUGCAUAACGAUCCCUCUGUUCGAUGAAUCGACCACACACGGCACCAUCUGCAUCGUCGGUCUGUGGACCGAGGUUUCAAUAAAAAUUAUCAGCUUACCUCAUCUGAAGCUCAUCCACAACGAGUCUCUGGCUGGAGAAGUCUUGCCCCGUUCUAUACUGACGAUUACAUUUGAGAGCAUCACGUACCUGUUGUGUGCCCUGGGGGAUGGCACGUUGUUCUACUGGGUCUUCGCUCUCGACGACUUUUCACUGCAGUGCAAAAAGAAGGUGACCAUAGGAGCCCAGCCGACCACGUUGCAUCUCUUCAAAAGCAAGUCCACCACGAACAUAUUCGCAUGCUCCGACAGGCCUACUGUUAUUUAUUCAAGCAAUCAAAAGCUUGUUUUCUCCAAUGUGAACCUAAAGGAAGUGACCCACAUGUGCCCCCUCAACUCACAUGGAUACCCCGACUGCCUGGCUCUGACCAGCGAGAAUGCAUUGACCAUCGGUCUGAUUGACGACAUCCAGAAGCUGCACAUCAGGACCAUCCGACUCUACGAGACGCCGAGGCGUAUAGUACACCAGGAAGCUACUGAAACGUUUGGACUGGCAACCAGCAGAGUUGAUGUGCACAAUGAGAAUGGUGCUUAUGCUCCCAAGUACCCAUGCAUCAGCUACAAUGCACAGGCGCACCAGCAGGCUUCACUGUACAAGCAGCACCUGAUGUCGCAUGUCGACAGCGAGCCUGAAGAUCUUGAAGUCCACAGUUUCCUCAUCAUUGAUCAACACACAUUCGAAUUAUUGGCAUGUCACCAGUUGUCAGCCAGUGAGCACAUUACGGCCACGACAUCAGCAAAAUUCGGAGAUGAUCCAACUACAUACUACGUCAUAGCCUCGUGCAUUGUUAAUCCGGAAGAAAAAGAACCCAAGCAAGGAAAACUGAUGAUGAUGCAGUAUUAUGAAGGAAAAUUAAUAUUAGUGUCAGAGAAAGAAGUGAAAGGGGCAGUUUACUCCAUCUGUGAGUUCAAUGGCAAAUUGUUGGCAGCUGUAAAUAGUUCUAUACGUUUGUUCGAAUGGACAUCGGAGAAGGAGUUUCGCCAGGAAAGUAGCCAUCUCAACAACAUUUUAGCACUGUUCUUGAAAACAAAAGGUGACUUCAUCCUCGUCGGUGACAUCAUGAGGUCCAUCACUCUCCUCAUGUACAAACCGGUGGAAGGUGCCUUCGAAGAGAUCGCUCGAGAUUUCAACCCGAACUGGAUGACUGCGGUUGAGAUAUUAGACGAUGACACGUUCCUGGGAGCUGAGAAUGCCUACAACAUCUUCACCUGCCAGAAGGAUAGUGCGGCAACAACCGACGAAGACAGGCAGCAUCUUCAAGAAGUUGGACUUUUCCACCUCGGAGAUUAUGUAAAUGUUUUCAAACAUGGGUCGCUGGUAAUGAAUCAAACAGGGGAGUCAGGAUGCUCAACACACGGAUCUGUUCUUUUUGGAACGGUACAUGGAACUCUAGGUCUCAUAACCCAAUUAAAGCCAGAAUUUUUUUCUUUUUUGCUGGAACUUCAGCAAAAAUUGACCAAAGUUAUCAAGAGUAUUGGCAAGAUAGAACAUUCGAACUGGAGAUCAUUCAGAACAGAUCGUAGGGAUGAGGGAUGCAUUGGAUUUAUAGACGGAGAUCUUAUAGAAAGUUUUCUUGAUCUGAGCAGAGAUAAGAUGCAAGCCGUCUGCUCCGGUCUCACGAUUGACGAAGGCAGUGUUACAAAAAAAGAAGUUACUGUUGACGAUUUAAUAAAAAUUGUCGAAGAACUGACGAGAAUCCAUUAACUGCUAACUCGUUUUAAUUUAUUUUUAGCAUCAACUAUUAAUUCUUUUCAUUCAUAAUUUUGUGUAUCUAAACAAAAAAAAAAUCUGGUUGGCUUAAAUACGAAA
Helobdella robusta is the source of this 3513-nucleotide messenger RNA. RefSeq lists its product as hypothetical. NCBI's taxonomy places the organism in Eukaryota, Metazoa, Annelida, Clitellata, Rhynchobdellida, Glossiphoniidae. Gene Ontology annotation, molecular function: nucleic acid binding; protein binding. Gene Ontology annotation, cellular component: nucleus; site of double-strand break. Bases 1 to 3408 code for a protein of 1135 amino acids. Gene Ontology annotation, biological process: DNA repair; proteasome-mediated ubiquitin-dependent protein catabolic process. The transcript is spliced from 28 exons. The record is from RefSeq and is a predicted model, not a curated record.